AAAAUGAUUGUCACUGACAAUAUAAUUGUUGGCAAAACUUUACUUUAGUGUCCACAAUUUUCUUUAUGCCACAUUUCUCCUCCACUUUUUAUUUUUAUUUCUCUGCUCUUCAUAAUCUUUUUGUUCAUAGACUUGUUGCAAGUUGGUGAGGUAAGAAGAUAAGGAAAAGAAUGGCAUUUGCAGGAACAACUCAGAAGUGUAUGGCUUGUAACAAAACAGUUUAUCUUGUUGAUAAGUUAACUGCUGAUAAUAGAAUUUUCCACAAAGCUUGUUUCAGAUGUCACCACUGCAAAGGAACCCUCAAGCUAAGCAACUACAAUUCUUUUGAGGGAGUUCUUUACUGCAGACCACACUUCGACCAACUGUUCAAAAGAACUGGUAGCCUUGAGAAAAGCUUUGAAGGGACACCGAAAAUUGUCAAGCCAGAAAGAAAUAUAGAUAAUGAGAAACCUGCUGCAGCUAAAGCCUCAAGUAUGUUUGGUGGAACAAGGGACAAAUGUUCUGGUUGUCAGAAAACAGUGUAUCCAACUGAGAAGGUUACAGUGAAUGGAACUCCUUACCAUAAGAGUUGUUUCAAAUGUUGUCAUGGAGGGUGUACUAUCAGUCCUUCCAAUUACAUAGCACAUGAGGGAAAACUCUACUGCAAACACCACCAUAUUCAACUGAUCAAGCAAAAGGGAAAUUUAAGCCAGCUAGAAGGUGACCAUGAGAAAAAUGCUGGGAAAAUCAAUGGUGAAGAAGUUGCAGCUGAAACUUGAUGACAGAGUCUCAAGUCUCAUAAAUUUUUCAAUUCUCAAGUUCCAUUUUAUGAACUGCAUGUUUCUGCAAUCUCUCAUGUUUUUGCUUGCCAUUAUGGUAUUCAAUAUUUGUUUGCAAGUGUGCGGAUCUAUGAGACAUAAUUACUCAACUUAUAAGUUGUUUGUUUUGUUUUCUGUGUUUUAUUUUGAUUUUAACGCAAACCAAAUGUAACUCCGGUAUGUUACAUGGUUUUAACGGGGUCUGAACUCUGAUACAUCUUUUGGAAUAAAAUCAUAUAUAUUAAUAGAGUUGGUGGCUACACUUGCUAGUUUCCAUCAAA
Molecule: messenger RNA, 1078 nt
Organism: Medicago truncatula (barrel medic)
Lineage: Eukaryota; Viridiplantae; Streptophyta; Magnoliopsida; Fabales; Fabaceae
Product: LIM domain-containing protein WLIM1
Exons: 5
Coding region: 171-758 (195 amino acids)
Source: RefSeq, a predicted model, not a curated record